GUGGGAGGGUAGAAUAUCUUGGUUUCAGGAAGAUAUUGCUGAUACUUGUAUCGUGGAUCAGUUUGCUGCCGAGGAGAAGAUACAAUGUCUACACAAUGGGAGGACAUGCCUCAAGAAAUCCUUGCACAAAUCUUUUAUUACCUACCUCUAGGAGACAGACGGGCAGUAUCCCAGGUGUGCCAGUCCUGGGCAUGUGGACUGGCAUCUCCCACAGUUUGGCACUACACAGAGAUUAGCUGGGUUUCGGAAGAAGAGUGGCUAACACUCGAUGGAUUAGAGCACUUUCUGGUCCAGAUACAACAACUAAAGAUUGUUUUUGACCAAUCCAAAGAAGCAAAUCGCAAUAAUGUAAUAAAUAUUCUAGAUUGUCUGGCCAAAGAGAAAAACAAAUUGCAAAGCCUGACUAUUGUAUGCUGUGGAGAACACCCUUUAUUUUAUUCUGGGCAGGAAAUUUUGGGAAGCAUCAUGAACCUUUGUCGGAAGGAAAGUCCUGUGGACCUCCAACACAUUGAUCUACGAAAGUUCCCUUUUACUCUUAGUGAUGGCUUUGUAAGACUUAUUGCUCGAGGGAGCCCAAAUCUACAAAGUUUGUACAUAAACAACGGCACAUUAGUUUGCAAAGUAACCUCUGAAACUUUGAAAGCAGUUUUAGAGUUUUGCCCUAAACUCUCUGUCCUAGGCACCUUUUGUUCCAGGUUGACUGAAGAGGUUUUCCAUGAAUUUAUGAAACCAUGCAGGCCACCACUUAUGCGCCUGGAUAUUUUGUGUGAAAGGUUGGAUAAAUACACAGAUUCCAUAUCUGAUGAAGCGUGGGGUGAGCUUUGUCUACGUCAUCCCACACUUCGUGUGGACCUAGAACUUGAUCACACUAUCCCUGCUGAGAAAAUCCUUCAAACCUUACAACCAAAUAUUCCUGUGUCAACCUUACAACUCAACACCUUCAACGAAAUGGUGAACCAAAUUAGAUUUGUCACCAGUCACUACUGGCGCACUCUAAAUAAGAUAGUUAUACACACCACCUCAUCCAGUGAUCUAGACUCUGCUCUUAUUGAUUUGGCUACAAAGUGUGGUGGAUUGGAAGAAAUUCAUUGCUACUUUUUAGUAGGACCUGAAGUGAUUCAAGCUUUCCUAAAACACUGUCCUCGCUUGAAAAAAUAUACUCUUAAAAUUGUCAAAGAAAAACACCCAUGGAAAGCAACAUGGACCCAGCCAUCUACAGACUAAUAAAUAAAUGGAAAUAUGCUCUAAGUAUUGAUAUAAAAUAUUUAAUACAAAAUGACAAAUGCGCUUUCAUCUAUGCAUAUUAAAUAUUGUUCCACAUUUUAGGUACUUAUGAAAAAUGCAGCAGGUGUAAGUCUUAAGUCACUGUGAGUGGAGAUUAAAAUAGGUCCCCAUGUUAUUUUAAUGGGUCCUCAAUGAAUGAAACAAACAUCAUAUUCAACAAGUCCAAGGUAACUGCCCACAAUAAAUAGAUUACUAAUUCCUUCAGAAAAUGGACAACCUCUGAACAAUGGGGAAAGACUAAUGAAGCCGUUUUUCUAAUCAUACUGGUUUAUAUAUGCACAUUAGGCCCUAUAGCCCCAAUGUGCAUGUAUAUGUACUACGCACACACACACACACAUAGUUAUAUGCACAUAAAGUCCAAAAACAUGCACUCCUGGUUAUAGCCAAUAAAGCCCGCUGCAGGUUUGGCAAAAGUUGUACAAAAAACAAGGAAAAAACCACACUCCAGGGACUUAGUAUUACAAAAUAUAAAACUUACCGGUAGCUUUUAUUUACAUGAUCCAAUAAAAUCUCGACGUUUCAGCUCCCAACUGAGAGCUUUCAUCAGGACAAUAAAUAUACACUAAUGAACAGACAUGGAUUAUAUACCCUUACAGUAAUUAAAGUAAAUACUUACCAAGCUGAUGCGGACAGUGUGUACAGCCGGCUCAAACCCCAGCU
This is a messenger RNA of Pelobates fuscus (common spadefoot toad), 1944 nucleotides long. RefSeq names its product F-box/LRR-repeat protein 8-like. The transcript is spliced from 3 exons. The record is from RefSeq and is a predicted model, not a curated record. Bases 85 to 1224 code for a protein of 379 amino acids. NCBI's taxonomy places the organism in Eukaryota, Metazoa, Chordata, Amphibia, Anura, Pelobatidae. Gene Ontology annotation, molecular function: protein binding.